UGGCCACAAUGGAGAACGUGAUAGUAGACGGUAGUGCUAUCAUCGGCGACGCGGUCUGCAAAUAAAUACAGUAAACAAAAAUAUUUGCGUACCUACCGCACAGCCAUGCCGAAAUACUAUUGCGAUUAUUGCGACACGUACCUGACGCACGAUUCGCCAUCGGUGAGGAAGACCCACUGCCAGGGCCGCAAGCACAAGGAUAACGUCAAGUUCUAUUAUCAGAAGUGGAUGGAGGAACAGGCGCAGAACCUGAUCGAUGCCACGACAGCUGCAUACAAAGCUGGUAAGAUCGGCAUGAAGGGAGUGUGCAUACCACCACCGAACAUGGGCCAAGCGGCGCCACAAAUGCCCAUGCCACCUGGUUCCAUCAUGCCGCCCGGACAGAUGCCCAUGGGCGCACCCCCAAUGAUGUCCAUGCCACCAAUGAUGCGACCACCCAUGGGACAGAUGCCGAUGGGGGCGCCGCCGCCAAUGAUGCCCCCGAUGCCACCAAAUAUGAGACCGCCCAUGAUGGCCAAUCCACCUCCUAACGUCCAAGCUCAACAAUAAAAUAAGUACACAAACUUGUUGGUCCGCAUUAACAAGACAGUCAUUAAAUGUUAUACAAUGUAUAUUGAAUAUUCCCACCUUGAUUCUUAUCAUUAUCUACAUAAAAAAAUGUUAAUAGUAUUCAAUAUCAAUUAAUAGGUAACUAAAAUAUGUACUAACAAUAUUUAGUAUAGAUUAUGGACUAUAAAUAUAGACAUCUUUAAUUUGGAUAGUUUGGUUUGAUUAUAGCCUAUUUGUAUGGUUAUAUGAGUGAAAUAUUGU
Molecule: messenger RNA, 810 nt
Organism: Rhopalosiphum maidis (corn leaf aphid)
Lineage: Eukaryota; Metazoa; Arthropoda; Insecta; Hemiptera; Aphididae
Gene: snRNP-U1-C
Product: U1 small nuclear ribonucleoprotein C
Exons: 3
Coding region: 106-549 (147 amino acids)
Biological process (GO): mRNA splicing, via spliceosome; spliceosomal snRNP assembly; mRNA 5'-splice site recognition
Cellular component (GO): nucleus; U1 snRNP
Molecular function (GO): pre-mRNA 5'-splice site binding; zinc ion binding
Source: RefSeq, a predicted model, not a curated record